AAUACACAAAAUAAUACACCAAAAUUGAAAGUUUAGUGUUAGGGUUUGUAAAAAAAACAAAAAAUUGAUAUUUUACAUGAAUAAAAUUAUAAAAAAUAAUAAAUAAAUAAAUAUAUAUACCGGAUCGGAUUCCGGCUGAGGUUUUUAUUCCUCCACCCCGAUCCGUCCCCUAUUCGAGUUUUAAAUCUUUGCUUCAAGUCCGUCCCGCAAUCUCGAUUUCUUGAGAAGAUGGGGAGGUGCACCGCGGAUAUCAGAUCGUUCGGGACAAAUUGCCAUUCCUAUUCUGUCCUAUUCUGCUGCUUCAGAAAUAUCUAUCUUCUCCUGUGUCACUUGAACUUUUAGGACUCUUACCAUUAUGGUUCCUCACAAUAAUUCCGAGACUAGCAAAUCCCUUCCCUACCGAUGCAUCAGAGUUCAAUUUUAUGACCCCAUUCGGGGGAGGGGACAAAGAGGAGGCUGAAGCUUCAAUGCAAGCUGGCAGGUUACUAGUUGGAAGACUGCUGCUUGAAAAUUCUCCAAAUCUUCUAUAUAAAAGUCUGACUUCUUCCUCCAGCAAGCUUCUUUUCCCUUCGAUGACCACCUUGUUCUAGACUUUCCAAAUAGUAUCAGGAGCUAGCACCGCAAAUAGGAAAAAAUUCAAAUCGUCACUCUCGUGAAUUGGAAUCUUUCCAAAUGGUUUUGUUAACCAACCAAGGUAGGUUUCCAAGCUAGAAUGUUGGUCAUCUUCCCACUUAAUAUGCCAAGGGGAAGCUAGCCAAAUUGCUCUAGCAAUAGUACAGUGGAAGAACAAAUGAACCUUGUCCUCUAAACAUGCGCACUCAUGGGGAAAACUAGGACUCUCCAACUUCCAAUUGAGAUGAAUCAGAACAGAUCUCACGGGUAGGCAAUGUGAAGAGAGCCUCCACAUGAAGAAUUUAAGCCUUUCGUGGAUGUUACUGGACCAAAGAAAAUGCUACCACUUUGUGUUCUUUCCUACCGCUGGACAAAGAAACUUGUAAACGAUUUAACUUGAAACCUACCCGAAGUGCUUCCAGUCCAGAUCAAUUUGUCUUCCAGGGAACCAUUUGUCCAAAAAAUUUUGGAAAUGUUAGUCACUGAAUCCUUAUCAAAAAGCUGAUUCAAAAGAGGGAGGUUCCAUUUACCAUUAGGGAGAAGCAGGAACUCUACCAUUCCACAUUGCAUGGUUAGUAAAUUCGGGUUUGGUGGAGGCCAAAAGUUGGGGCAGUUUGGAACCCACGGGUCCUCCCAAUAGUCAAUGCUAUUCCCCUUCCCUACUCUGUAACAUAAUCCUUUGGCUAAAAUAGGCCUAGUGCUUAGUAAACCUUUCCACUGCCAAGAGCAAGAAUGUCUUUGGAGACAGCGUAACAAAAAAAAAAAAAAAAAAAAAAAAAGACAAGUAGUGGGGAAGUAUUUAGCUUUAAGAGCCUUGGCCCAAGGUAAGUCCAAACUGUUUUCCAACAACCAAGCAAGCUUGUAGAGCAUAGCUAAAUUAACAUCUUCUAAUUUCCGAAUCCCCAACCCACCUACAGUUUUAGGUCUGCACACUUUGUUCCACGAGACAGGGGUGAAGGACACCUUAUGCGACACAUCUCAUUUCCAAAGAAAUCUGCUAGCUAAUUUAUCAAUAUUCCUGCACCAUUCUCGAGGAAGCUUGCACGCAAACAUAGUAUAAAUGGGCAUCAAGGAGACCACGGUCUUGACCAGAACUAAUCUACCCGCUUGCAAAAGGAACUUAGCUUUCCAAUCCUGAAGUCUCGCUUCCACACGGUUUCACAGCUCUUCAUGGUUCCUCAAUUUGCUAUUGCCUUAUGAAAAGAAGAUUUCCCAAAUAUUUUGCAUCGUUGGCCAACUCUUUAAUGCUGAGGAUAUUCUUAACACUCGCCUUCAAACUUCCCGUUACAUUCUUUGAAAAGAAGCAGCCAGAUUUCACCUUGUUGACUAGCUGUCCGAUCCAAUCACAAUAUUGUUGCAUGCACUUGGCCACUGCUUUGACUUUCUCUCUAUUUGCUGUACAGAAGAUCAGAAUGUCGUCUGCGAAAAAGAGAUGGGAAAUAGGUAGGCUUGAACUGCCAAUUUUUAUUCCAUGAAUUUUCCCUUUGCUCUUUAAUUUAUGGAGCAUUCUAGACAGAAUUUCCACAAAGAGAAUGUACAAGUAGGGAGAUAGUAAAAUGGAUGCCUGCCCUCUCAAAAUGGAGUAACAUUGACUAAAGAGAGAAACCACUCUAGUCAAGAACCAAAAUCUGAUGAGAACUUCCAAAUUUAUUCGAUAAUAUGCUUUGUGCAUGUAGAAUUUGAAUCCUACGAAACCUGUGGCGCCUUUUUUCCUUUUCAUUGUAUGAACUAUUUCAUUGACGAGGAUCGUGUUCUCACCAAUCCAUCUACCUGCUGUAAAUGCUGCCUGGUUUGGUGAAAUAAGCUCUGACAACAAAGGGCGUAUUCGAUUGGCCAAAAUAUUGCACAAGCUUAUCGGACGAAUGAACCACUAUUAUGAAUUUAUGAUUACCUCUGUUUCUCUGAAUGUUUAUAGGUUUGUUUAUGUUGAUCCUUUUAUAAAAUGAAAAUUCCUACAUUUAGAAAUUUGCCAAAGUAUGCUCCCACUCUUUAGACAUUUUCCCUCCCCACAAAAGCUUGGAAAAUCCUACUCUUGUCCCUUCGUACUACGCUUUAUGCACACACUCCUUACCAAUCCAAGUCCCAGAAAAUCCACCGAGUUGUCUGCUCUCCUGCAGGCCCGCCUUCCACCUUCCCAAGUCCUUCAAAUCCAUGCUCAAAUUUUUCAAGCUGGUGCACACCAAGAUAACCUCAUAACCACCCGUCUCAUUGGCCAUUACCCUUCUGUCGUCGCUCUCAGAGUUUUUCAUCAGCUCCAAACUCCCAAUAUAUUUCCCUUCAAUGCUAUUAUCAGGGUCUUGGCUGAGGAGGGUAACACCUCCCUUGCAUUUUCCCUUUUCCGAAAUCUAAAACGGUUCUCACUUUCGCCUAAUGAUUUCACAUUUUCUUUCCUUCUCAAGGCCUGUUUUCGUUCGAACGACGCCGGUUGUGUCAAACAAGUUCAUUCCCAUGUUGUAAAAGUGGGUUUUCUGGAUGAUUCUUUUGUUUGUAGUGGCCUCCUUAUGGUGUAUGCUAAAGGUCUUAAAAACAUGGCUUCAGCACAUAGGGUGUUUGAUGAAAUGAUCGACAGAAGCAUGGUUUCUUGUUGGACAUCUUUGAUUGCUGGUUAUGCUCAGUUAGGUGAGAUUGAGGAAGUUUUGCGGCUUUUCAUAAAAAUGGUUAAUAAAAAUUUGCAACCGACCGAUGAUACCCUUGUUAGUGUUUUGUCAGCAUGUUCAAACCUUGAAAUGAUUAAAAUUGAGAAUUGGGUGACUAUUCUGUUGGAACUUAUCGACAAUCUUGACUUGCAGAAUUUAGGUCGUGACUCAGUUAAUACUGUCCUUGUUUAUUUGUAUGGGAAAUGGGGAAUGGUAGAGAAUGGCAAGGAAAUAUUUGAUAGAAUAUCUGAUAAGGGAAAAAGAAGUGUACUUCCUUGGAAUGCCAUGGUAGGUGCAUAUGCUCAGAAUGGCUGUCCCAUGGACGCUUUGAGUUUGUUCCGCCUCAUGAUUAAACAUCCCAAUCAUAGGCCUAACCAUGUCACAAUGGUAAGCGUGCUGUCAGCUUGUGCUCAAAUUGGUGAUUUAGAUCUUGGUAAGUGGGUUCAUGAGUACUUGGAAUCUCAAGGACGCAAUGGCAUAAUUAGUUCAAACAAAAUCCUUGCCACUGCAUUAAUCGACAUGUAUUCUAAAUGUGGGAAUUUCGAGAGGGCAAAGGAGGUUUUCAACCAGAUAGUCUCCAAAGAUGUCGUUUCAUUUAAUGUCAUGAUUAUGGGACUGGCAAUGAACAGUGAAGGAAGGGAGGCAUUGCGGCUGUUUUUCAAUAUGCAAGAGUUCGGUUUACAACCCAAUGCUGGAACUUUCCUUGGUCUUUUAUGUGCGUGCAAUCACUCAGGUUUGACAGAGGAAGGACGUCAGAUAUUUAUGGAAAUGACUUCAAGGUUUUACAUUUCCCCUAAACUGGAACACUACGCUUGCUAUAUUGACCUCCUUGCACGAGUUGGCCUUGUUGAAGAAGCUCAUGAGGUUGCUAAUUCCAUGCCUUUCGACCCAAAUAAUUUUAUAUGGGGAGCUCUGCUUGGGGGCUGCCUGCUCCAUUCUAAAGUAGAGUUGGCCAAGGAUAUUUCCAAAAGGCUAGUUCAAGUGGACCCUGAAAGUUCUUCUGGCUAUGUGAUGUUCGCUAAUGCGUUGGCAUUUGAUCAUCGCUGGGCUGAUGUGACUAUGCUAAGGUGGAUUAUGAAGGAAAAAGGGGUUGUAAAGCAGCCUGGUUGUAGUUGGAUCAGCAUUGAUGGAGUUGUGCAUGAAUUUCUUGUGGGUUGCCCAUCAAAUCCUCAAAUAGAAAGCAUAUGUCAAACAUUGAAAGGAUUGACAAUGCAAAUGAAGGCAAUAAGUCCUCAGAGAACUUGCUACUGAGCUAGAAGUGAUACAAUUAUGAGAUUAGUAAGGCUAUGAUCUUCUACUUGUUUGGGAAGAAGAAGCAAGCGGGCUAAUUUCCGACAAAAUGACAGCCCUUUGGUUUUACAUAUCUUUUUGGUGGUAUUCUGCACUUGAAAAGAAUUCCUGGAAUCCUGGAUAGCAAUUUGAGGGCAAGGAUUUUGAUGCUUGAAGAUCGAGAUGAUCAUGAAGAUUAUGUUCAUAAUUAUAAUAGAAAUUCAUGAAUCAUAACCAUGCCUUACAUUUGGUAAGUUAGUUUUUAAGUUUCAACUACUUAUUAUUAUUUGUUAUUGUUGAUAAUUAUUUUCAUUGGCUUAAUCUUAGUUACUACAAAAGCGGAGCAUGUUAGUGCCGGUUUAAGGGGUAAGGCAGGUGGUG
This is a messenger RNA of Ziziphus jujuba (common jujube), 4898 nucleotides long. Its product is annotated as pentatricopeptide repeat-containing protein At1g08070, chloroplastic. Lineage: Eukaryota; Viridiplantae; Streptophyta; Magnoliopsida; Rosales; Rhamnaceae. The transcript is spliced from 2 exons. Gene Ontology annotation, biological process: RNA modification. The record is from RefSeq and is a predicted model, not a curated record. Gene Ontology annotation, molecular function: protein binding; RNA binding. Bases 2589 to 4499 code for a protein of 636 amino acids.